GCAUCCCUCCCCCCUCCUGGGUACCAGUCGGGCGCUCCCGGGCGCUGGCGGCGGAAGAGAUGGAGCCGCGUCACGAGCGCCCGGCCCCUUAAAACGCUGCUGGCUGGAGCCGCCUCCCUCCCUGCAACCCGCGGCGGGGAUGGAGUAAAGGGGGACCCGUCGACCUGCCCGCGGGGAUCCGCGAUGGAGUUAAAGCAAUCUUUAUCCACCCAUCUGGAAGCUGAGAAGCCUCUGAGGCGCUAUGGGGCGGUGGAGGAGACAGCAUGGAAAGCGGAGGGACUGGGGAGAACCCAGCUGGACAUCAUCUCCAUGGCGGAGACGACCAUGAUGCCCGAGGAGAUCGAGCUGGAGAUGGCCAAGAUCCAGCGUCUCCGGGAAGUGCUCGUCCGCCGGGAGUCUGAGCUCAGGUUCAUGAUGGAUGACAUUCAGCUCUGCAAGGACAUCAUGGACCUCAAGCAGGAGCUGCAGAACUUGGUCGCCAUCCCAGGCCGUGCUCUCUCCAGAGGCUUAGAGGAGAGUCUCCGUCUCUUCCACCAACGGAAGGUCCCGGUCAGUCCUUGGCUGACAGCGGUAUCACCCCAGCCUGCCUCUGACGUCUGCUCUUCCGAGGACCCCGGUCACUGGAGGACAGAGAGUCCGCUAAGAAGAAAAAACCAAGCUGCAGAAGCAGAGGGAGGACGAGCUCAUCCAGAAGAUCCACAGACUCGUGCAGAAGAGAGACUUCCUCGUGGACGACGCGGAGGUGGAGCGGCUAAGGGAGCAAGAAGAAGACAAGGAAAUGGCCGAUUUCCUGAGAAUCAAGUUAAAACCUCUAGACAAAGUAGCCAAAUCUCCAGCCAGCUCCCGGGCAGAGAAGAAAGCAGAGCCCCCACCUAGCAAGCCCACAGUGGCCAAGACUGGGCUGGCACUCAUCAAGGAUUGCUGCGGGGCCACCCAGUGCAACAUCAUGUAGCCCCCACACGGGGUGCCCCGGAGCCACGGGGACCCCCUCCCACCCUCUUGUCGUCGUAGCCCCCAUUUCACCGGGGCCUAAGAGCUCUCCAAGGCUUCCGGAAGGGGUUGAAGGCAAGCCUGUGACUGCCGCCAGGGGCCAUGGGGCGCGGCAGGCGGGCCGGCCGCCCUGUACAGAGUGUAGCAAUAGGGAGUCCCUCACCGUCGCAUGGCCCUCCCCAGAGCAUGCCCAACCCAGGAGUCUGCCUCACCAAUUAUCCAACCACCAGGAAGGUCCUCCCUCAGAAAAGUUGAUCUCCACUUCUAUUUAGCUGUAUCUAACCCACUGUGCAAGUCAUCUGGGAGAGGGGCAUCGGUCCCCAGGUGUGUAUAGUUGUGACUUCUCAACAGUCUAGCACCGUGUUGGACACCUCCCCCUCCACCCUCCCAGCUCUGCUGUCAGGCCUACCCCAAAUAGGCACAGGUCCCAUCCCCCGUCUGUCCUCUCCCAGGGACCGUGCCCCCCACUGGAGGGCCCUACACGUAGCCCACGCAUCUCUCAGGCACCGUCAGUGUCACGUUCUUGGAGGCCGAUGGCCUGUCUGUAAAGACUUGAGCUUGUGUGCCACGCUGUGGUCACAUCUCCUGCUUCCUCCCAUCCUGUGUCCGGGCCCAGUUCACAUCGGGAGGGUGUCCACUGUGCUCUUGGCUCUUCUUUUACUUGCCAUGUCUGGCCCAGGGGCACGGAGCUGAGUGGGGACAGGUCUGGGCAGUAGCUGAUCCAGUGCUUGGAAGAAAGAGGGGAUCCGAGGCCAAGGCCAGGACAGACGGAAGGGGACCCAGAACAGACGUCGACCCAGACGCUCGUUACCCACCGGGGGCCACUGCAGGAGUGCCAGUGGGAUGUCACCACACCAGCCCAACACCCAGACCUCCAUCAAGAACGCUGACAGGCGGGAGAGACCGCGUGACCCAGCCGUGUCCCAUCCUCUGGUGGCGUAUUUGAACCAGCCUAACAAUUCCACCUGUCCAACUUGAUGUACAUUUGCUAUAGCCAGCCCGGCACAGCCCGUGUGACCUCUCUGUCCGUGUAUGUGUGUCGUGACCGGCCUUAGUAGUUAGUGUAACUCAAGGUUCGCUGAUGUUCCGUCAUCCAUCAGAGAAAAUAAAAUGGAAACCACAUACACCGCUUUUUAAACGCUUUAAUUUUUUUCCUUGAUUAUGGAAGUGAUUGAUGUACAUAGUAAAUCAUUUUAAAAGUACAGAAAAUAUAAAGACCUUUUUGUUUGUUUGUUUGUUUUGAGCAUCCAUGAUCCCUCCAUGGAGACAUCUAGUAUUUUGGCAUGUUUCCUUGUCUUUUUUAUGUAUUUCUUUUUUCUCAUGCUCGGCAUCGUAUUCUACCAUUUUAGAACCAGUGUUUUUGCCACAGGUCAUUAUGUGGAGACGGAUCCCCCACUUCAUUGAAAGCUCUUUGUAAACAUUAAAUGCUCUUCAUACAUA
Messenger RNA from Ictidomys tridecemlineatus (thirteen-lined ground squirrel), 2430 nucleotides. RefSeq names its product bMERB domain containing 1 (gene Bmerb1). Lineage: Eukaryota; Metazoa; Chordata; Mammalia; Rodentia; Sciuridae. Gene Ontology annotation, biological process: negative regulation of microtubule depolymerization. The record is from RefSeq and is a predicted model, not a curated record. Gene Ontology annotation, cellular component: microtubule cytoskeleton.